GCGGAGGCUGCAAGGUUUAGUCUCGAUGCAGAAUCACCACACGCCAGAGAGAGAGAAGCAGCAAGCGGAUGGCGGUGCACACAGACAUCCUCCAUCGCUUCAGUGUGCGGACAAUAUUGUGCUUCCAGGGGCUGGGAUAUAUACAUAUAUUCAUAUAACACUCGGCGCACGAUCAAGGGCGUUUUUCUGCGAUGGAAUAAAUCAUUACGAGAACACAGCAACUCAUGGUUUACCUAAUGCAGUCCGGGUUGCAAAAUGUCAAAUCGGGGAACCCCGAGAUGAUGUUUGACGCGAACUCUUGGAAAAUACGGAGCAUCUGGGACGGUGUGAAGUUGGAGGUGGCCGGGGACUCGAGCCCCGUAGUCCUGCAUAGUUUCACGCAAUUGGACCCCGAUCUUCCGCUGCUUGAAAGCUCGACUCAGGAGAUCGGCGAGGAGGUGGAGGAGGGAGCGAUCUACACCAUCACACUCAGGAAGGUGCAGGUGCACCAGGCAGCCAGCAAGGGGCAGCGGUGGCUGGGGGUGGAGACGGAGGCGGCUCUGAGCCUCUACGAGACCUGUAAGGUGCGCACCAUCAAGGCCGGCACUCUGGAAAAGCUGGUGGAGUAUCUGGUGUCAGCCUUCAGGGGAAACGACUCGACCUACGUGACCAUAUUCCUGUGCACUUACCGCUCCUUCGCAAGCACAAAGCAAGUGCUGGAUCUCCUGCUAAACAGGUAUGCGAAGCUGCACCACCACUCCAGCGCAGAGGGCUCCAGACUGACCGGGGAUGACCGGACAGAGCUGAAGAACACUAUCUCGUCGAUCCUGGGCGCCUGGCUGGAUCAGUACUCUGAUGAUUUCUGGAAGCCCCCGGAGUAUGGGUGUCUGAGGCAGCUCAUCUCCUACCUGCACCUCAACUUCCCCGGCUCGGACCUGGAGAGGAGAGCCUGCAACCUGCUGGCCCAGUUCCACCAGAAACAGCACCGCGCGCCGGAGAAUGAGGUGCUUGACCACAGAGCCUGCACCUUCACCAUGCUGGAGGAGAACGGAUACGAGGAGGAGCGGCCCGACUUCCUGUCCUUCCCGCAAGACGUGGUGGCAGAGCAGUUCACGCUCUUGGACGCGGAGCUCUUCAAGAAGGUGGUGCCCUAUCAGUGCCUGGGCAGCACCUGGUCUCAGAGAGACAAGAAGGGGAAGGAGCACCUCGCCCCCACCAUCCGCGCCACGGUCACCCAGUUCAACAACGUCACCAACUGCGUGAUCAGCACCUGCCUCAGCGACAAGACCCUCAAACCCACACAGAGAGCCAAGAUCCUGGAGCGGUGGAUCGAGGUGGCCAGGGAAUGCCGGAUCCUGAAGAACUUCUCGUCCCUCAGAGCGAUCCUCUCGGCUCUGCAGUGCAACUCCAUCCACAGGCUCAAGAAGACCUGGGACGAGGUGUCCAGGGAAAACUUCCGGAUAUUUCACGAGCUGUCGGAAAUCUUCUCCGACGAGAACAACCACUCCCUGAGCCGGGAGCUGCUCAUCAAGGAGGGCACCUCAAAGUUCGCCACACUGGAGAUCAACCCCAAGCGGGCGCAGAAACGGCAGCAGCAGCAGAGAGAGCUGGGUGUGAUGCAAGGAACCAUCCCCUACCUGGGCACCUUCCUCACUGACCUGGUGAUGAUGGACACCGCCAUGAAGGACCAUCUCGAGGGAGGAUUAAUAAACUUUGAAAAAAGAAAAAAGGAGUUUGAGGUGAUCGCCCAGAUCAAGCUACUGCAGUCAGCCUGUAACAACUACAACUUCGUCCAGGACUCCCUGUUUGUGGAGUGGCUGUCCGGGCUGGAGAGGCUCAGCGAGGCAGAGAGUUACAGCCAGUCGUGUGAGAUUGAACCCCUGUCUGAGUCCGCCAGCAACACCCUGAAAGCCAAGAAAAACACAGGGAUCAUCAAGCGAUGGAGCGAUCGGCAGCCUGCCAGUGGGGAGCCAGGCUGCAGCAGCGCUGGGAGCUCCCACUCCAAGUCCUUCGAGCAGCUGCGCUACGGACCCUACCUAGGGGGCGGAGGGGGGGGAGAUGGGGGGGACUCCCUCAGCGUGACCUCGGCCGGCUCCUCCAGCUCCGACGUGGAGGAGAUCAACAUCAGCUUCGUCUCCGAGUCCCCCGACACGACCGAGAAGAAGAAUGCCACGUCUACUGUAAAACAUUCCAACUCUGCCUUAGGCAAGGGGAGCCACCUUCCAGAGCAGAUUCUCACGUUCUGGGAGUCCACGUCCAUCUCCUCUCUGGAGACGUCUGGGAUCUGCUCGGGCUCGGGUUCCAGCAGCGCCUCGUCCUCCUCGUUCUCCUCCACUCCCGUCACGGCCUCCCGCUCGCACAAGCGCUCCGUCUCCGGCUUCUCCAGCUACUCCUCCCUGUCCCUGCCCCUGUAUAACCAGCAGGUGGACGACUGCUGCAUCAUCCGGGUCAGCCUGGACGUGGACAACGGCAACAUGUACAAGAGCAUCCUGGUGACGAGUCAGGAUAAGACCCCCGUGGUGGUCCGCAAGGCCAUGGUGAAACACAACCUGGAACGCGAGCGGCCGGAAGACUACGAGCUGGUCCAGGUCAUCUCCGAGGAGAAAGAACUGAAGAUCCCUGACAACGCAAACGUCUUCUACGCCAUGAACUCGUCGGCCAACUACAACUUCGUCCUGAAGAGGCGGGGCUUCCCCAAAGCGGGCCGGACCAAGCACGUGGCCAGCUCCACCCUCCCGCGCAUGAAGCAGAAGGGCCUGAAGAUCGCCAAGGGCAUCUUCUAAACCCGAGACCCUUCAGGGAGUCUGUGCUACCCAGCCCCAGAGAACAGAACCCUAUCAGUAUUGUGACAUUAAAAAAAAAACAACACGCCUUUUAUGAACCUGUGCAAACGAGGUGAAUGGGACAGCACUUGCCCUUCGGAGGGUACAUGUUUACAGAUCUGCGGGGGUGCACCUCCCCCCCUGUCCCCAGUGUGGAGGGGACCCAGGAGCAGUGAACACCCCAGCUUUUGGGGUGGCAAGCCUGCGAUGGCUCAAGAUAACAAGAGCUUUUUUUUAACAGGAAUGAACUGAUGUGGUGGCUGUGCCGCGGAGAAGGAGUGGCUGAUUAUGCUUGCUUCGUUGUCGAAGGUCACUGUGCUGGCACUAGCGCUGAGGAGAGGAGGUGGACCACCCUGCAGUCAGGGGUUCAAAUAGCCCUCCUCCUGCGAGCUACUUUUGAGUUUAAACUCUUUUCCCUACAAGAAAGGGGCAACUUACCUUUUUAAAAUGACACCAGAGCUUCAAGACGGAAACCUGACACUUCUGUAGAAGCUGGGAAAGAGUUGAUUUGACACUAAAUCUCACCAGGGUAAAGAACGUGCAUCCUUGCAUUGUUAGCAGCUGUGACUCUGCACCCUGCAGUUUUGAAAUGUCAACCACUACAGCAUUAGAAGGAAUUCCUCUAAAUGAACAGACUGCCGAUUUGUUACAGGGAAACAGGAUGAGAGAAUCCUAGGGACAUGUCUGUGGGUUUAAAGGAAAGCAGCUCUUUGAAACGGAUACAGGAGUCCUGUGUUAAGUGCAAGCUGACUUCAGGGACUCGCCUGUUUUCUGUAACGUUAAACACAAGGUCUUUGUGUUGAAAACGCCUCAGCCCUUUCCGCCUUGCUAUUCUCGUAUGGUGCUAAUAGUUGUUGGAACUGCUAAUCUCUUGGGCCUUCUGUUCGUUUCCAGUGACUGCAGCACACAGCGAUAGAGAGGAAACAGUACAGCGUGCGUUCAAUGAGGACAGUUCGAAUGGCUACAGCCUCGCCUGGCACAUCCCCUGCUUUGCCAGUAGGGGGAGCCCCAGUGAGCUGGUGGUUUCCACGUCAGCCCACUGGAACUGUAAGGUGACGCCGGAACUCUGGAACUGUCUGAAGAACCAGUCGCUCAAAGUUUUCUCUCUGGCUGUGCAGGAGGAAAUGCGCCCCUGCUAAGACCCUUUUUCUGUGUGUGCUUUUCUGACCUGUGGUGACCUAAAAUGUUCAGGCUUGUGCGUUUUUUUUAUUUAUUUUUGAUUGAUUUCAUGAAGUGAGUGACGGUGUGUCUCACCCCAUCUCCCCCAAGGCGUGUGUGUGGAAAUCUGAAAC
Molecule: messenger RNA, 4093 nt
Organism: Polyodon spathula (Mississippi paddlefish)
Lineage: Eukaryota; Metazoa; Chordata; Actinopteri; Acipenseriformes; Polyodontidae
Product: ral guanine nucleotide dissociation stimulator-like
Exons: 18
Coding region: 225-2762 (845 amino acids)
Biological process (GO): positive regulation of GTPase activity; Ras protein signal transduction
Cellular component (GO): plasma membrane
Molecular function (GO): guanyl-nucleotide exchange factor activity
Source: RefSeq, a predicted model, not a curated record